AUGGCGACAGUCGCUAAGAACGAAGGCGCACCAGCGCCUCACAACUCUUAUGGAAAUGCAAUUGCCGAUGAGUCCGAGAUGCAUCCUCCUCAUUAUGGCAUGUCGGCGAGAGAAUAUUUGGCUACGCGUAUCUCUACGCUGAAGCCUCCCAUGACAAAAGCACCCAACCCGAUUCGCUUAAUUAGAAUGUUGAAUCGACACCAAUGGGCUUUCUUUGGUGUCGCAUUUUGGGCCUGGACAUGGGAUGCAUUCGAUUUCUUCACUGUAUCGUUGACAGUUGACGACUUGGCCGAAUCGUUCGACAGGUCUAACACGGAUAUCACAUGGGGCAUCACGCUUGUCCUCAUGUUUCGAUCUGUCGGCUCCAUCAUGUUCGGUAUCGCGUCGGAUCGUUAUGGUCGGAAAUGGCCCUUCAUCGUAAAUAACAUACUAUUUAUCGCACUUGAAUUGGGAACCGGUUUCUGUAAUACGUACGGUCAAUUCUUAGCUUGUCGAGCUCUCUUCGGUGUUGCUAUGGGUGGUCUUUAUGGAAAUGCCGCUGCAACAGCUUUAGAAGAUCUACCGAACGAGACGAGAGGUUUAAUGAGCGGUAUUCUUCAACAAGGAUACGCUUUCGGUUAUCUCCUCGCUACAGCUUUCGCCCGCGGUUUAGUCAAUUCCACGUCCCACGGAUGGCGUCCUCUAUUUUGGUUCGGUGCCGGACCCCCUGUCCUUUUCAUCAUCUGGCGUUACUUUCUACCCGAGACCAACACAUACAUAGAACACCAGGCAAUGCGACGUGCUAAUGGAAGUAUCGGCAAGACGUUCGUGCAGGAGGGCAAGGUUGCUCUGAAGCAUCACUGGAUGUUACUUACCUACCUGGUCCUCCUCAUGGCUGGUUUCAAUUUCAUGUCUCAUGGCUCUCAGGACUUAUAUCCUACCAUGCUGAAAAACCAGUUCAACUUCAACGCUAAUCAAGUCACCGUGACCCAAGUUGUUGCAAAUCUGGGAGCCAUGUCCGGAGGAGCCGUUGUGGGUUUCUGCUCGCAGAUCUUUGGUCGUCGUCUCAGCAUCAUCGUUAUGUGCAUCAUCGGAGGUGCUCUGCUAUACCCUUACACAUUUGUCUCUAACGAAAGGAUUAUCGCCGCCGCAUUUUUCGAGCAGUUUUGCGUCCAGGGUGCUUGGGGUGUCAUCCCUGUGCAUCUAAUGGAAUUAUCGCCCGGUGCAUUCCGAACCUUCGUCGUCGGCACCAGUUACCAGCUUGGUAACCUCGUCUCAUCCGCCAGUUCCACGAUCGAAGCCACAAUUGGAGAGCGUUUCCCUCUCCCGCCUAAGGGCGAGGUAAAGCGGUACAACUAUGGCAUUGUUGUCUGCAUCUUUAUGGGCUGCGUUUACGCUUAUGUUAUCCUUCUAACUCUACUUGGUCCUGAGCAUUUGAGCAGGAGCAUGGAUGUCGGCCAUGAUGCCGACGCGGUAGAGGUAGCUGGCCAGGAAAGCGUUAGCAAAGCCGUUGGGCACGGACACACCGGGCGCGAAGCCUCCGCGAGCGAGGACGGCGACCCGGAGAAAGGAACCGUUACCCAUGCUCCUUAG
Molecule: messenger RNA, 1572 nt
Organism: Daldinia childiae
Lineage: Eukaryota; Fungi; Ascomycota; Sordariomycetes; Xylariales; Hypoxylaceae
Product: Carboxylic acid transporter protein like protein
Exons: 3
Coding region: 1-1572 (523 amino acids)
Biological process (GO): plasma membrane lactate transport
Cellular component (GO): plasma membrane
Molecular function (GO): secondary active monocarboxylate transmembrane transporter activity
Source: RefSeq, a predicted model, not a curated record